Molecule: messenger RNA, 2060 nt
Organism: Oreochromis niloticus (Nile tilapia)
Lineage: Eukaryota; Metazoa; Chordata; Actinopteri; Cichliformes; Cichlidae
Gene: cct6a
Product: chaperonin containing TCP1, subunit 6A (zeta 1)
Exons: 13
Coding region: 8-1732 (574 amino acids)
Biological process (GO): protein folding
Molecular function (GO): ATP binding; ATP-dependent protein folding chaperone; ATP hydrolysis activity
Source: RefSeq, a predicted model, not a curated record
CCCCUAAAUGCAGCAUGAGAACACGUGUUGGAGCCUUCUGGAAAGCGACUCCCCUUUCGAGAGCGUCCGAGCCCUAGUAGCGUGGACUCCCUACCGGCGAGACUUUUUACUUGUACUUCGCUGGUUGUGCUGCGCUAUGGCUGCCGUAAAAGCGCUAAACCCCAAAGCAGAGGUGGCCAGAGCCCAGGCCGCCCUGGCUGUUAACAUUAGUGCCGCCCGAGGGCUGCAGGAUGUGCUGAGAAGCAACCUGGGACCGAAGGGGACCAUGAAAAUGCUGGUGUCCGGUGCAGGAGACAUAAAGUUGACCAAAGAUGGCAACGUCCUGCUACACGAGAUGCAAAUUCAGCACCCUACAGCAUCGCUGAUUGCCAAGGUUGCAACUGCACAGGAUGACAUCACGGGAGAUGGUACCACCUCCAACGUCCUCAUCAUUGGCGAACUGCUGAAGCAGGCUGACCUUUACAUUUCAGAGGGCCUUCAUCCAAGAAUCAUUGCAGAGGGCUUUGAGGCAGCGAAAGAGAAAUCUUUGGCUGUUCUUGAGGAAGUAAAAGUGACUCGGGAAAUGGAUAGAGAGACCCUCAUUAACGUCGCACGCACCUCUCUCAGGACCAAGGUCCACGCAGAGCUGGCAGACCUGCUCACUGAGGCUGUAGUAGAUGCUGUGCUCGCCAUCGCUAAACCCACUGAGCCCAUUGACUUGUACAUGGUGGAAAUCAUGGAGAUGAAGCACAAGACCGACUGUGAUACACAGCUGAUCAGGGGUCUGGUGUUGGACCACGGCGCCCGGCACCCAGACAUGAAGAAGAGGGUGGAGGAUGCUUACAUACUGACGUGCAACGUCUCUUUGGAGUACGAGAAGACCGAGGUCAACUCUGGCUUCUUCUACAAGAGCGCUAAUGAGAGGGAGAAGCUCGUGGCUGCAGAAAGGAAGUUCAUCGAGGAUCGCGUGCAGAAGAUUAUCGCCUUGAAAAACAAAGUGUGUCCCAAUGGGGACAAGGGCUUUGUUGUCAUUAACCAGAAGGGUAUUGACCCAUUCUCCCUGGACGCCCUUGCUAAAGAGGGCAUUGUUGGGUUGCGGAGGGCAAAGAGGAGGAACAUGGAGAGGCUCACCCUCGCUUGUGGUGGCAUCGCCAUGAACUCAGUUGAUGACCUCACACCUGAAUGCUUGGGACAUGCUGGCGUGGUUUAUGAACACACACUGGGAGAGGAGAAGUACACGUUCAUCGAGAAGUGUGGAAACCCUCGCUCAGUUACCCUGCUGGUGAAGGGACCCAACAAACACACCCUCACACAGAUCAAAGAUGCUGUAAGGGACGGUCUGCGGGCAGUAAAGAACGCUAUUGAAGAUGGUAGUGUAGUCUCCGGUGCAGGUGCCUUUGAGGUUGCUGUGGCAGACGCUCUGGUAAAACACAAACCCAAUGUGAAAGGCAGAGCCCAGCUGGGAGUCCAGGCGUUUGCGGAUGCUCUCCUAGUCAUCCCAAAGGUUCUGGCCCAGAACUCUGGCUAUGACCCACAGGAGACCCUGCUGAAGCUGCAGACAGAGUACAAAGAGUCUGGACAGCUAGUUGGAGUAGACCUCAGCACAGGGGAACCAAUGGUGGCAGGAGAAGCAGGCGUGUGGGAUAAUUACAGUGUCAAGAAACAGCUUCUUCACUCAUGCACGGUGAUCGCAAGCAACAUCUUGUUGGUGGAUGAGAUCAUGCGAGCUGGAAUGUCUUCUCUCAAAGGUUAAAGUCACCUAAAGAAGCUGCAGCUGUUAUAUUCACAGGGAUAGUUGUUUACCUAAAGGUUCAGUCAACGUGUUCCCGCUGUAGGCACUCUGAAGCACCCCCAGUCUGAUGGACAGCCCGCUGUAAACAUCCACGGCAUCCAUCGCAGCGCCUGUCAGAAAUCAUUGUCAUGCUAGUCAUGGGUUUUUUUUGUUUGUUUUCUUAUUUUCCAUGAAUUUGUCAACGCCUCCCUCUAAAAUGAUUGGUUUAUUUAUGAGAUUUUGUUAAAAGCACUGACCUCUGCCUCUCAGUUUUGUUUCUACCCAUUAAAGGUUUUCCUGGCUCCGUAAA